AUGACUGGGAGACAGCAACGCGACGUCAAUGUUAAAUUAAAACAACUUCUGAUGACAUGCAAGCAAACUGAUUCCGUGCUCGACUCUAAUAAAGAUACUGCGAUUAAACGACAGCUGGAGGCUUUAACAAAUGAGGUAGAGACAUUGAGACGAGGCAUAGAAGGGUUGAAAAUCGACCAAAAAUUGAACAAGGACGAAGUUGCUAUGUGGAAUUCUCAAGUAGAGACUGAGUUAGAGAAGGCAGACGACAAUGUGAAGCACACGGAGAAAUGGCAGGUCGAUUGCAAACUGGAAAAGGAAAGAAAUGCUUUUGAAAAGAAAUUGAAAUACAAGAUAAAACUACACGAAACUAAAACUCGAGUCCAAACAUCAAGCGAUGUUGGAAAGUGGAAGUUCGUUCGUUCUCUCAUAUCUGAGAGAACUUCUUGGAGACAAUGUCAGUGGUGA
Molecule: messenger RNA, 447 nt
Organism: Paramuricea clavata
Lineage: Eukaryota; Metazoa; Cnidaria; Anthozoa; Malacalcyonacea; Plexauridae
Source: the annotation of a GenBank genome assembly